AUGGACAUAGAGAGUAUGGGUGAAAACUGUAAUAAUACUGGUUGGCAACACUGGGCCGACAAGUCUGGCACGCCGCACGUGGGUCACACCGUAGGUGACCGGAUUGCGUGCAAAUUUAUGGUAACUGCAAUACUAUUCAUGACAAACUGGAGUGAAAGUUGGAGGAAGGAUGAGCAAGAGACACAGAAUAAUAAGAAGCUAAGGCAAUACAUGCGGUGUGCCAUAGUAAACAUGUUCGGGACCAUAUUAACAGAGUCAGCAUGCGGCGGGCACUGGGGUAUUUAUUAUGCAGGGUACUCGGUGCGUAAAAUGAUGGGGGAUGGAGGAAUACCGAUGUCAGCCAGUGCGACCGAAUGCGCGCGGGAACGCAUGCAGGAUAUAAGACGUGGGAAGUGGAGUAUGCAGCAGGCCGUGAAAGAAUGGUUACGCAAGAAUGUGAACCUGCAACAAAUGAUACAACGGACACAACUGCAACAGGAGUGUAAGAAGAAAAUACAGCAGGGCCCAAUGCAGCAAGGUGCAGUAGCUGCAACGGAGCAGAAGGCUACGACGGAGCCCUGGGUAUUAAGUGCACAGCAGACAUUGCAGAGAGCGUUGAAACGCGUUCUACAGAAGGUUGAAAGGGAAAUAUCCGUGAAAGGAGCACACGAUCCGGAUGAGCAGGAAUCCGAUGAACAGGACAUCCUACGUGACACGGACAACGCGGAUGAGCAGAACACGGAAAUUGAGGACGGACAAACGGCAGCAGAAGCACCAAAGGACACAACACCAGAAGCAGCACCCGAGGAGAAGACUUCUCAGGACCCCCAAGGCGGGAAGGAAGCCGGAAAGGGAAAAGCAGAACAAAAUCCAGGUAAGGAGGCCGAUGAUGAUCCCGUUAAUGUUAAACUUCCGGGUAGUUCCGGGAAGAUGAGUGUAACCGUGAUAGAUUCCUAUGACAGUGGAAAGCCCUCUGAUGAAAUUAUUAAGCAAUAUGAAGAGAAGGGGAACUUACCUUCGGGCGGGCCAGACCAAAAAGGUGAAUCUAAAAGAGUGCAUAAAAGUAGUGAUUCCUCGGAAAAAACACAGAGCACAGAAUCCAAGGAAACAACAUCGGGGAAGGAGCCAGUAGCAUCACCAGCAGGACCAACAACAACCACAACAAACACAACAACAGGACCAGAAACAAAAUCAACAGGAACAGGAGGGGACGGUAGAACGCCUGACCAGAAGGAUGCCGUGGUCGUUGAAGGCAACGAUGACCCCCCUCCUCUCAAUCCACCCAAACCAAAACCAGAAACCACGAACCCAGAUCAAUCGGGUAGUAGUGGCAGUUUCAGUCAUGCUGAUUUGGCGGAUGGAGUGUCUGGUGGGGAAGGAAAAGGAGGUGAGGGUGAUGAAAAGGAUGCUGGCGGCGGCGGCAGGUGUUGCAGUCGGUGUAUCUGA
Molecule: messenger RNA, 1425 nt
Organism: Plasmodium fragile
Lineage: Eukaryota; Apicomplexa; Aconoidasida; Haemosporida; Plasmodiidae
Exons: 4
Coding region: 1-1425 (474 amino acids)
Source: RefSeq, a predicted model, not a curated record